Messenger RNA from Talpa occidentalis (Iberian mole), 5353 nucleotides. It is a transcript of the gene GXYLT2, whose product is annotated as glucoside xylosyltransferase 2. The record is from RefSeq and is a predicted model, not a curated record. Gene Ontology annotation, biological process: protein O-linked glycosylation via N-acetylgalactosamine. NCBI's taxonomy places the organism in Eukaryota, Metazoa, Chordata, Mammalia, Eulipotyphla, Talpidae. Gene Ontology annotation, molecular function: UDP-xylosyltransferase activity.
AUGAAGCUCCGCAGCAAGGCGGCGGCGCUGCUCCUGCUCGCGCUGGCCGCGCUGCUGCUGGCGCUGCUGACCCUGCGCGCCGGCCGAGCGGAGCCCCCGGCGCCGCCAGCGCGCCCCGCGAGCGCCCCGCCGCGCCGCCCGGCACCGGCCCCCGCGCCGGCCCGGCCUCGGCGCCCUCCAGGGGGUGGCCGAGGUGCCGGGAGGCUUCGGCCACCGCAUCUGCGCCCCCGAGCCGGUCGCCGGGGCGCGGCGAGCCUGGAGAAGUUGGCGAGGAGACCUGGAGAACCCAGACAUUUCCAAGCUGUGCUGCCGCCCGAACUCUGGAUCCACCUGGCUGUGGUAGCCUGUGGUGAUCGACUGGAGGAGACGCUAGUCAUGCUGAAAUCAGCUGUGCUCUUUAGCCACAGGAAGAUUCAAUUUCACAUCUUCACGGAAGAAUCUCUGAAGCCUGAGUUUGAUAGGCAGUUACGACAGUGGCCUGACUCGUACACAAAGAAGUUUGAGCACAGAAUCUACCCCAUCACAUUUUCAGUUGGAAAUCCUCAGGAAUGGAAGAAAUUGUUUAAACCCUGUGCUGCCCAGAGACUCUUUCUUCCGGUGAUUUUAAAGGAUGUGGACUCACUUCUCUAUGUAGACACUGAUGUUCUCUUUCUAAGACCUGUUGAUGACAUCUGGAAGUUUCUGAGGCAGUUUAAUUCUACCCAACUUGCGGCCAUGGCACCCGAGCAUGAGAUCCCCAAGAUUGGCUGGUACAGUCGCUUUGCUCGGCACCCAUUCUAUGGCUCUGCAGGAGUUAAUUCAGGAGUCAUGCUAAUGAAUUUAACUCGCAUAAGAAGUGCCCAGUUCAAGAACAGCAUGAUUUCAACAGGCUUGGCUUGGAAGGACAUGUUGUACCCUCUGUACCAGAAGUACAAGAAUGCCAUCACAUGGGGAGACCAGGAUUUAUUAAAUAUCAUUUUUUAUUUCAAUCCAGAGUGUCUCUAUGUGUUCCCCUGCCAGUGGAACUACCGUCCUGAUCACUGCAUGUAUGGAAGUAACUGCAAAGAAGCUGAACGAGAAGGUGUGUCUGUCCUUCAUGGGAACCGAGGCGUCUACCAUGAUGAUAAGCAGCCAACGUUCAAAGCACUCUAUGAAGCAAUCAGAGAUUUUCCCUUUCAAGACAAUCUCUUCCAAUCCAUGUAUUACCCUCUUCAGCUGAAGUUUUUGGAGACUGUACAUACUUUAUGUGGACGAAUCCCACAAGUUUUUCUGAAGCAAAUUGAGAAAACAAUGAAAAGGGCUUAUGAGAAACACAUCAUCAUCCAUGUAGGCCCCAACCAGAUGCACUGAAUAUUUUGCAUUAUUGCAAGUCAACUAAGCAUCUCAUGAGCAAGGAAAUAUUAAUCUUGAAGCUGCUUGGAUCUUUUGUGUGUGACUAUUUAAUGGUGCUCCAUGACAAUUGAGUUUUAAAAACCUUGUUAAAUGUUGCUAAAUUAGUUGCCCCCAAGAGGGAAUAUGCUUUAGUUUUUUUUAAUGCUAUUUAUCUCUCUGUUUAAGUAUAUAUUUUUGCUAAUUUAGCAUUGUUCAAACAGGUUGAGCUAGCUGUGAAAAGGAAUUUUUGGGAGUCUUGCAUUUUGUGUUAAGUGUCUAACAUUAUCAGUGCCAUCUAAUGUAUUUAUCUAGUAUUCUUGAGACUCUUUCUAUGCAAUGGACUCCCUCACACCCUUGUUAUAAAAGUAAUACAUACUCGUUGUAAAAAAAAAAAAAAAUUUAACUUGUAGAGAAUAUAGGUCAGUGGACCAAAAUUAAGAUUAGAUUACCCAUAAUCCCAUUGUCAGGGGGCAAAAGAAAUGAUUCCAUACCACUCUGAGUUCUCAGGCUAGACUGUAACCAUGCUACUGAGGGGUACCCAGGGACCUCAAACUGCUAAGAGAUAUGUCCCUAAGAGGGUUCAGUCAUCCACAUACACAAAGGCAACGAAAGCAGACUCUUAGUGGCUAGAUCUUUAAUGGGUCAUAGAGAAGAGAAGAAAGGAUUUCAAAGUGAAAAGUGCUAUAGAGGGUCAAAGGACAGUGCCAAAGUAGAGGACAGGUCACUGUCUAUGGGUUUUGACCCAUGCACUCAAUUGUAAGACCACUCAGGCUCAGGAAACAACAACUAUGGGGUUUGUUUAACAAACGGGAAACAGAGAGUUUGUAAGGGCACAAGAAGCUGGCUCUCUCACCCCAAAUAGUGUCCACAGUGUCCAGAAGUCUCAAACGAAAGGCUCUUCUUUGUGUAAGAUGGUGCUGUCCUGUCAAUAAGGGCCUGAAGCUGGUGGCACAGCAUCAAGCAAUGAGUAUGCCAGGCUGCAACUCACAGUGGCAGCUGGAGGUGCUCAUAGGAUGGGCUGCUGAGAUGAUACCACAGCAGCCCAUGGCAACAAUCUGAAGGCAGGACUGGACAGCACCAGAUGCUGGACCAGACAGCAACAGAGGCAACAACACCAUGAGGCAGUGCUAGAUGAUCAGAAGCAGUAGACAGCUCUCAAAGGUGACUCAGAUGCAGAGUGCUGGUCACUCAUCAACAGUGCUGGACAGUACUAGCCAAUAGUGCUGGUCACCACCAGUCACCAGGAGGCACUGUCAAAAACAUGAGCUAUUGGUGAGCUAGUGGAAGGAACCAAUAGCACAACAGCUCUUUGAGACACCAGGCCGAAGCCUAUGCUGCUCCUUUCAGGUGAUGUCGGAGGAAGGGCCAGAACUUGGUGCAGCAGCCAGGUCUCUGCAAAGGUCUUCAGUUUCCCUUUCUUCAGAAGAUGGCUGCUGAUCCUUCUUUCUUCAGAGUCCAGCAAUAGAAUGCUCUAAGCUGGCUCCUGCACUGCCUUGUAUUCUUUUAGGGUCCCCCACACUACAAGCCUGAUAGACUAUUUUCAGUCCAAAGCAAUUGACUGAACCAUUUAGCACAAGUCAGCUCAUUUCCCAUUUGCAAUUGGAAUAAUUAACUAAUGAGCUGGAUUGAAAAUGAUUGGUUCGUUUAGCUCAAACUUGAUUGUUCCUUUCUAUGAUCCAGGCGUCAAAUAUAAAACGGAAAACUUGGUGCCUGCACAGACCUGACCUGCUCUGAUCACAGAGCAAGUUCAUGGGCUGGAACUGAUGCCCCUUCAAUGGGGCUUGGUGUAACAAUGUGAGAGGGAAGGGGGCUACAGCAGCAAUGGGACAGCUGUGCUUACUCAAUGACAAAAACAUUGUAUCUUACAUAUCACUAGGUAGGGGGCAGUACCUUUAAACACGUGGGCAGUUAGUGAAAUUAUAAACUUCAAAUUGAUGUGUAUGAAAUGAAGAGUUCAACUGAUUCCACUGGCAAGAAAAUUCAACUUCCUACCACCGUUAGGAAUGUCUCUUUGAAUUUUGUUUUCUUCUGUGGUGUUACCCAGAUUUUAGCAAAAGAAUCAGGUAGGUCUUAUUACCUACCUACAAUAGAGAAAGUAUUGUAUAUUCUUUCUCUAUAUUCUAUUCUCCAAAGAAAUCUAACUUAAUUCCUCAUUGCUAGUAUGGCCAGUAUUAGCAUAAGGGCAUUUUGCAGAAUGUUUUUUUUCAAUCUCAAAAACCUGUCAUAAAUGAUCUUGAUGUUUGCAAUGGCCUAAUGAAUUUAGUAGGGUAUUGUAUCAUCUCCAGCAGGCAAAUAAGGAAAUUGUAACACAAAUUUGUCCAAUGUCACUGCUAUUAUAUAAGACAUAUAGGUAUGUAUAUGAUGUACCCUGUUUUGUAGAGAAAUUUUUGGAGACAAAAAUGUUAAAUACUUUUUAUCAUUUAUAGAGAACAAAGUGUAAAUUGAAAAAUAUUAAUGCAAAUGUGUUAUCCUGUAUAUUGGAAUCCAGUAGGAUAUCAUAGGUUCUGUCAGCAAAAUAGUCUUACCCUAAAAAAAAUGUAUGAAAAUCUCAGCACUACAAGGAAAUAUGCAAAUAUCAAUCAAUUUUGGGAUCAAGCCCCAUUAUGCUAGGAACAAAAUCAAAUUUUCAGGAUUAUAACAACCAAUGUUACUUUUGAUCUGUGUUUUGCCUACAGUUUAUUUUUGUUAAGGAAUUACUAUUAUGAUGUGAAACUGGUUAACUUUGCUGCGUUAUUGCAUGUUUCCUUAUUUCAUCACUAAAGGUGAUAAUCAUUCAUUAGUUUAUAUCUAAAGGACAUGGGGCAAUUUUUGGAUUGCCUUUUGAAUGGGGAAAAUAUAUACUGCAUGUGAACAAAUAGGGUUUUUGUGAAAGAGACAGUGUGGAUACAAUUCCUUAACUUCCAUUCCAGUUUUUGUUUUGUUUUUCACUUAUUCAGCCUGGCUGUUAACCCUGCAAAUGUUACUCAGAUUUGUUGGUGGUUCACAGACCUAAAGAAGUUGCUUUGUGAAAGUCCCACAUAACAUCUGCAGUAACGACUUAAAGCACAACAAUGCCUAUUCUUUUAUGAGAGCCAGGUUUACUCUCAACUCUCCACUAUUGGUUCUGGCCUGAAUAUAUAGAAAAGGAGUUCCAGAACUCUAGAACAUUCUAGAAUAAUGCAUUAUGAAACUGUAAAGCCUUAAAAUUUGGUGUGAUUUUUUUGCCUUAAAAUUCCUUCAGCGUAUCCAGAAACUUAAGGUGAGCUUGGUUGAGAAUUUAAAGACAUUUUGCUCUUUCAAUCCUGUCUGCCUGAAGCCACCAAUAUUUUCCAUAAUUAGGAUAAUAUUAUGAGGCAGUAUUUCUCUGCCUUUGAUAAUUCCAGAGAAUUACUAUAUUAGCAUCUUUGAAAUCUGGAAACUACACAUUUUAAUUUGGUGGACUCCUAAAGCAUGGGGUAUGGUCCAAAGUUUGCCAAAGGUAUUGCCACAUCGAAUCCAUGUCAGCUGAUUCUUUCCCUUCCCCUCUCCUGUCUUCUUUUUGGCUACACUUUGGUUAAUCUAAGCACACUUUCAUUUUCUUUAAAAUUCUGUGUAAUGCACAUAACUGGAGAAUUCCCUUGGGACAAUAAAAGGACACUUUCUAAUAAGAUGGCAGUAUUUUUGUAUGCAUUGAGAUUGAGACGUUUGACAGCAAGGUCACUAAAAAUGCUGGCAAUAUUUCCUUCCUGAGUUUUUUCUCCCCAACAUAAAUCUCAGAAAUUGGGACAUCUUGAAAUUUUCAAUGCUUAAAGACUAUAACUGACUAGAAAACCUAUAUAAGUUUCCCUUCAACUUCCAAAAUGGCAAUUUUGGGCCUCCCUGGUGGCGCAGCGGUUGAGCGCUGGGUUGCGAAGCUGCCCGCGGCCUCUGCGGCGCCGGUUCGAUCCCCGGCUGCUCCCCGGCCACCGGAGGAGGGUCCUACAUGGCGCGCAGACCUCUCCUGCAGCCCGCUGCUCCCCUCAGCAGUGUACUUCGGUCCUUCUGC